Homo sapiens (human) is the source of this 1254-nucleotide messenger RNA. RefSeq names its product ephrin A4 (gene EFNA4). Gene Ontology annotation, molecular function: ephrin receptor binding. Gene Ontology annotation, cellular component: plasma membrane; membrane; extracellular region. The record is from RefSeq and is marked reviewed. The coding region runs from base 85 to 690 and encodes 201 amino acids. Gene Ontology annotation, biological process: signaling; ephrin receptor signaling pathway; cell communication. The transcript has 4 exons. Lineage: Eukaryota; Metazoa; Chordata; Mammalia; Primates; Hominidae.
CCCUCUUCACUUUGUACCUUUCUCUCCUCGACUGUGAAGCGGGCCGGGACCUGCCAGGCCAGACCAAACCGGACCUCGGGGGCGAUGCGGCUGCUGCCCCUGCUGCGGACUGUCCUCUGGGCCGCGUUCCUCGGCUCCCCUCUGCGCGGGGGCUCCAGCCUCCGCCACGUAGUCUACUGGAACUCCAGUAACCCCAGGUUGCUUCGAGGAGACGCCGUGGUGGAGCUGGGCCUCAACGAUUACCUAGACAUUGUCUGCCCCCACUACGAAGGCCCAGGGCCCCCUGAGGGCCCCGAGACGUUUGCUUUGUACAUGGUGGACUGGCCAGGCUAUGAGUCCUGCCAGGCAGAGGGCCCCCGGGCCUACAAGCGCUGGGUGUGCUCCCUGCCCUUUGGCCAUGUUCAAUUCUCAGAGAAGAUUCAGCGCUUCACACCCUUCUCCCUCGGCUUUGAGUUCUUACCUGGAGAGACUUACUACUACAUCUCGGUGCCCACUCCAGAGAGUUCUGGCCAGUGCUUGAGGCUCCAGGUGUCUGUCUGCUGCAAGGAGAGGAAGUCUGAGUCAGCCCAUCCUGUUGGGAGCCCUGGAGAGAGUGGCACAUCAGGGUGGCGAGGGGGGGACACUCCCAGCCCCCUCUGUCUCUUGCUAUUACUGCUGCUUCUGAUUCUUCGUCUUCUGCGAAUUCUGUGAGCCAAGCAGACCUUCCCUCUCAUCCCAAGGAGCCAGAGUCCUCCCAAGAUCCCCUGGAGGAGGAGGGAUCCCUGCUGCCUGCACUGGGGGUGCCAAUUCAGACCGACAAGAUGGAGCAUUGAUGGGGGAGAUCAGAGGGUCUGAGGUGACUCUUGCAGGAGCCUGUCCCCUCAUCACAGGCUAAAGAAGAGCAGUAGACAGCCCUGGACACUCUGAAGCAGAGGCAAGACAAACACAGGCGCUUUGCAGGCUGCUCUGAGGGUCUCAGCCCAUCCCCCAGGAGGACUGGGAUUUGGUAUGAUCAAAUCCUCAAGCCAGCUGGGGGCCCAGGCUGAAGACCUGGGGACAGGUCGAUUGCUGGACCAGGGCAAAGAAGAAGCCCUGCCAUCUGUGCCCUGUGGGCCUUUUCCCUGGGGCAGCACCUUGCCCUCCCCAGGGGAUCACUCACUUGUCUUCUAUGAAGACGGACUCUUCAUGAGGUUGAAUUUCAUGCCAGUUUGUAUUUUUAUAAGUAUCUAGACCAAACCUUCAAUAAACCACUCAUCUUUUUGUUGCCCUCCCCAA